Messenger RNA from Humulus lupulus (European hop), 789 nucleotides. RefSeq names its product thioredoxin X, chloroplastic. The transcript has 2 exons. The coding region runs from base 79 to 636 and encodes 185 amino acids. Gene Ontology annotation, molecular function: oxidoreductase activity, acting on a sulfur group of donors, disulfide as acceptor. Gene Ontology annotation, cellular component: cytoplasm. NCBI's taxonomy places the organism in Eukaryota, Viridiplantae, Streptophyta, Magnoliopsida, Rosales, Cannabaceae. The record is from RefSeq and is a predicted model, not a curated record.
UUCAUUCAUUUCAUUGACUUCCCACGAAUAGAAAAGCAAACAGUUGGCUUAGUUUAGAGUCUGAUAACUCCAAGAGCAAUGGAUACUCAUACAAUCGUCUCCACCUCUUCCAUCAUACUAUCCAAACCACCUGUUCUCCCAAUUCGCUCAUCUUCUCAAGCUUGUCAUCCUUAUCUUUCUUCCUUCGCUUCCUCUUCGAAGACCCUCUCCCUCUUCUUCUCCCCAUCCCGUCUGGCCUCCGCUUCUCGCUUUUCUCCAGUGCUUCGGAAAAAGCUCUCUGUCACUUGUGGCGCUGGGAUUCAGGAGAUUGACCAGACCCAAUUUCCGGAGUUGGUUCUCAAGUCUGACCGCCCGGUUUUGGUCGAGUUCGUCGCUAAUUGGUGUGGUCCCUGCCGGUUAAUCUCCCCUGCUAUUGAAUGGGUCGCUCAGGAAUACAAAGACAGAUUAACAGUUGUAAAGAUCGAUCAUGACGCAAAUCCAAAAUUAAUUGAAGAUUACAAAGUGUAUGGAUUGCCAGCUUUGAUCUUAUUCAAGAAUGGAAAGGAAGUACCAGAAAGUAGGAGAGAAGGCGCAAUCACAAAGGUGAAGCUGAAAGAGUACCUUGAUCCAUUGUUGGAGUCAACUUCUGUGGUAUAGCCAGUUUCAUUUCUUUUUCUUACAUAUUGGGGAAUAAUGUGAAAUAUGUGCUGAUUACGUGUAUUCUUGAGUUUUUAACUUGAGCUGUAGAUUGCGGAAGCAUAUUAUGACAAAUAUUGGAGCUAUUUCAAAUGUAGUAUUUUCCUUCUUACU